Molecule: messenger RNA, 1080 nt
Organism: Stylonychia lemnae
Lineage: Eukaryota; Ciliophora; Spirotrichea; Sporadotrichida; Oxytrichidae
Source: the annotation of a GenBank genome assembly
AUGCUUAAUAAAGCAUUUGAUGAUUGCAAUAUUGAUAACAAUGAGGGAGAGUCAGGAGAUUUCAUUCAGAAUAUGAUAGAUAGAUCCAAGUUUUUUUUCAUUGACAAUAGAUAGUUUUACUUCGAUGAUUAAGAUCCUAUUUUUAUUGCUAAUGGUCCAGCAGAGCAACAGUAGUUUCUAAUUGGCUAAACGUGCAAUUGCUGCGAUUAAAAAGUAAAAAAUCCCAAAACAGCUUAAUAUUGUGAAUUUUGUGGAGAAAUAUUUUGCAAACAAUGCAUCAUUAAGAGCAGGCCAUAUCCUAUGAACAAUGAGGACUAUAGAAACAGAGGGGAAGUAUGCAAAGUCUGUGACAGAAAAUUCUACAUUUAGAAGAUGGUUUAAUCAUCCCGUGUUAACAUAGACAACAGUAGAUUUUACAUAAAGGAUUUGUAAAAGUAAUUGACAAAAAAAGAGAAUGAAUGCUAGGAGCUUGAUGAGGAAUUUGAUUAAUUUAAUGAGACAAUUAGACUGGAAAAAGAUAGGAUAAAACUACAAAGGAAAAGAGUCAAAAGAGAGAAAAAGACUUUGGAUAAUGAAAUGGUGCAGAUCAACGAAGAUUGUAAUACACUUCGAGAAAAAAAAGAGUCCAUUUCUAUAGAGACUAAAGAAGUGCAAUUACAAUUAAGUUAAAGUGCAAGUGAAAAGACAAGACUUGAAGAUGAAUAGAAAAAAUAUACAAAAAUAGGAAAACAGCCGAGAGGAAAUCAGUCAUAGUAAAAAUAUAACAGAAAUUAUUAAGCAGAUCACUCAAUUAUGAAUUCAAGCAGAGAAGAUCUAAGAAAUACUUAACUUAGGAGUGACAUUAAUCUAUCUUCCACUAUAAUUGCUUCAAAUUCUGUUGUUGAUCCUGAAUACUAGCAAAGCAUGAAAACAGUCGCGCUUCAUAACCUAUCAACAAUGAAUAGCCCUGAGUAUAAUAACAAAUAUUUAAAUGGAAGUGGACUCCUUAGUCAGCGAAAUAGUCUAACUAAAAAGAAGAACUAAAUAAGAAGAGAUAAUCCAGGUUACUGUGGUCCUGGGAACGGUUGCAAAUUAUUUUGA